Molecule: messenger RNA, 2733 nt
Organism: Saccharomycopsis crataegensis
Lineage: Eukaryota; Fungi; Ascomycota; Saccharomycetes; Ascoideales; Saccharomycopsidaceae
Gene: MGM1
Product: dynamin-related GTPase MGM1
Exons: 1
Coding region: 1-2733 (910 amino acids)
Biological process (GO): mitochondrial fusion
Cellular component (GO): microtubule; membrane; cytoplasm
Molecular function (GO): GTPase activity; microtubule binding; GTP binding
Source: RefSeq, a predicted model, not a curated record
AUGCUGAGACAACUAAGUUGUUGUUUGGACCAUUCAGCGAUCCUAAUGAGGCGUCUCUCUCGCAAGCGACUUACAAAUCCUCAAAGGCACAACCUAUCAUACUUAUUCAACUCAAAUGACCUUUCUAGAUAUAGACUCACUCCAAAAAGACUGAUCUACCUAUCGUCAUCAAAGGCCAUUUCUGGUGAUGCCGUCCGUUUUAUUUCCUUCACCUCGAUACCCAGGUUUGCGUUCAAGAUCAUUAAACUUCCUGCAGCGAUUGGUGGCGGAUUGGCUGCUGGUGGUACUUAUGUCGCCUAUAAGGUCGAAGAAGCUACCACUUAUACCACUUACCAGCUAGAUAAAAUCAAAGACUUUGCUAAAUCAAACUAUGAUUGGUUUAGUGGUGCAUUUGAAAAUAUAAAUAUCAAAUUUCCUGGUGGUCUGUCUGGCAAAGAUGGAAAUUCUGGCGAUAAUCAAAACAAUAAAUCAUCUCCAGGUGCUGGAGGUGCUGCAGCUGCAGCUUUGGCAGCAAGUUCUGGUAAUGAUGGAAAUGAUAGAACUAGAAUCCCAAGAUUUGUUGAAGAAGAAGAGGAAGAGGAAGAGGAGGAAGAAGAAAUAUAUGAAGAUGAAGAUGAAGAUCCUGACAGAGCUAAAGGGAAUAUGGAUGAUCAGAUUUUGAACUUGACGAAAAAAAUGAUUGAAAUCAGUAACCUCCUAUCCAAAGUUGAUCAAAACGAUUCUUUGAAGCUACCGUCCAUUGUGGUUGUGGGUUCACAAUCUUCUGGGAAAUCUUCGGUGUUGGAAGCCAUUGUAGGAAAGCAAUUUUUACCAAAAGGUGAUAACAUGGUUACUAGAAGACCCAUCGAAUUGACUUUAGUGAAUGAUCCAGAGAAUAAUUUGGAGACUGCAGAGUUUACUGACUUAAAAAUGGAUAAGUUCACCAAUUUUGAUGAGGUUUCCAAAAUUUUACUUGAGUUGAACUUGGCAGUCCCUGCUUCUACUGCAGUAUCUAAUGACCCGAUCAGACUUACCAUUAGAUCCCCACGAGCUCCAGAUUUGACUUUAAUUGAUUUACCAGGUUAUAUUCAAGUGCAAUCAGAUGAUCAACCAAGAGAAUUGAAGCAAAAGAUUCGAGAGCUUUGUAUGAAAUACUUGGAACCACCAAACAUUAUUUUGGCAAUUUCCCCAGCUGAUGUUGAUUUAGCUAAUUCAUCAGCUCUUAGAGCGGCAAAGUUGGUAGAUCCUUUGGGUGAAAGAACUUUGGGUGUUAUUACAAAAAUGGACUUGGUCGGUGCCCAACGUGGCAGAGACGUUCUUAGAAACAACCGCUACCCUCUUAAGAUGGGCUAUGUUGGGGUUGUUUCCAAAGUGCCAGCUAAAUCAUCGGCUUUAUUCCUUACAAAAAGAGAAACUAAUUUGAGUAAAGAUUUGCAGGCUAAUGAAAAUGCUUAUUUCUUUGGUGAACAGAAUGAGAAGUAUUUCUAUAAUGCUACUGUGGGUACAAAAGUUUUGAAAAAAAAAUUGAUGAAAAUUUUGGAGAAAUCGAUGUCAGCUUCGCUUAAACCAACCCAUCAAGCCAUUCAACAAGAAUUGGAAGAUGCUUCAUAUAAAUUCAAGGUCGAGUUUAAUGAUAGAAUGUUAACUCCUGAAACCUAUUUGGCAUCUAAUUUGGAUGCCGUCAAGGUUGGAGUGAAAGACCUUAGUACCAAGUUUGGUAGACAUGAGAUCCGUUCAUUGUUACGCUGUGAGUUGGAUCAAAAAGUCUUGGAUUUGUUGGCACUUAGAUAUUGGAAUAAGCCAUUGGCGUUGGACGGUAAAGCGCCAACCCUGUACAGUGAGCCAAUUUUGGAGGAUUUACAAAAUGCUUCGGAUACUGAUUUAUACUGGCAUAGAAAACUCGAUUUGACCACGUCGAGUCUUACAAAAUUAGGGGUUGGAAGAUUAUCCACUAGUUUGAUUACCAAUGCAUUAUUAGAUGAAAUCAACGAUAUCACCAUGAACACCAGUUUACAAAAACAUCCGUUGGCUCAGGAAAUUGUCAUGAAGUCAGCGAUGUCGGUGUUGAACUCCCGUUAUUACCUGACGGCUGACCAAGUUGAAAAUUGUAUUAAGCCAUACAAGUACGAAAUUGAUUUGGAAGACCGUGAAUGGAAAGUUGCAAGAGAACAUACCAUCAGGCUACUAGGCGAAGAAAUUAGACAAAGCUCUGAAGCUUAUAAGGCUUUGAAAGAUGAAGUUGGGGGACGUAAAUUGAAGAAUGUUGUUUCUUAUAUUGAUAAGUACAUGGGUAACAAUCAUGAUGAAACCAAUAUUGCCCCACAUGAAGAAUCGUUACAGUUUUCCAAGAAGCUUCUUCUUAAAGGUAGGGAAGCAAUGUUCCUUCAGGAUCGGAUUUCUCUUCUUCAAUUGCGUUUGACGGCGAUCAAAUCCAACGGUUGUGCUACCAAGGAAAAUAAGUACAAGUGUCCGGAGAUUUUCCUUAACUCUGUGGUUGACAAGCUCACACAAACUGCGAUUUUGUUCCUCAAUGUUGAGUUAUUAAGUGAUUUCUACUAUAACUUCCCAAGAGAUUUGGAUCAGAAAUUGAGUUUGGGUGCGCUUGGCAAAGAAACCAUUGAGAAAAUUGCCAAAGAGGAUCCAAAGGUCAAACGUCAUAUUGAAUUACAACAAAGAAAGGAAUUGUUGGAGGAAGCAAUGACAAAGAUUGAACAUAUUAUUGCUUUGAAAAAUAGCGGAGUUCAUUUUAAAUGA